AUGCAGCUCUCCAUGCACCGUCUGCUUACUUUUGGCCUGUUGGUCACUGCCGCACAGGCAUACGCCAGCAGAUCAGAAAUGCCGCGUACAGUCGUUACAACAGACAUGGAGCAAGACGACCUGGCCUCACUAAUCCGGUAUCUGCUUUAUACAAAUGAGCUCGACACCCAGGGCAUUAUCUAUACUUCGAGUCGCUAUCACUGGUCGGGCAACGGCCACGGCGCAAAGUUCUACCUAUCCGAUCGCGAGUACAGCUCCCCACAGUGGACAUGGCGCUGGACGGGCACGCGAACAAUCCAGGACAAAGUUAUUCAGGCUUGGGCAGAGAUUUGGCCUAAUUUGAACAACCAUGAUCCGUUCUACCCAAGCCCAGUCGAGUUGUUAUCCCUUGUCAAGGUUGGCAACAUCGAUUUUGAUGGCGAAAUGGAUCAUGAUACCGAAGGCUCUAACAUCAUCCGGUCGCUUCUGCUGGACAAUGACACUCGGCCGCUUUACUUGCAGGCAUGGGGUGGCACCAAUACGAUUGCUAGGGCUCUGAAGUCAAUUGAGGAGCAACACGCGGGCUCAGGGCAGUGGGCGCAGACCCAGUCCACCGUCUCUCAAAAAGCCGUCAUUCUAGCUAGUGGCUUUCAGGACGAAGCAUAUGCGAACUACAUUUCUGCCAAAUGGCCACAGAUCAGGGUCGAGCAGCUGGAAAACGGAUACGCGACCUGGGGCUACAACUGCAACAAUGGCCAAGGGAAUACCCGCGGCGAUCCCACUGACAACAUGUACUUCACAGGAGACUGGAUCAAAGCAAACAUUGAAAUAGGACCCUACGGCAAGCUAUAUCGGUCCUGGCUCGACAAUCAAACCAUGCCCGGCGAUUCGAUGGAUAUUUUCGGCAAUAUCACUAAAGCCGUGACUACGACCUUCUGCCAACCACUCGAACCCUACGCAUUUUUAUCCGAAGGCGACAAUGUGGCUUUUAACCCACUACUGAAUACCGGUAUCCAGGACCCAGCUAAUCCCGGCCUGGGCGGCUGGGGCGGCCGGUCUACACAGAAUACCAGUUCCCCGAACCUAUGGACAAUGGUAGAGCGUGAGCGCAAUCAAAACAAUGCGGAAAUCACCAGCUACACUACAAGUCGAUGGGCCGGGGCAAUUCAAAAUGAUUUUGCGGCUCGUAUGCAGUGGACGCUCACACCGGACUACACUGAAGCCAACCAUGCACCUUCGGUGAAGAUUGUGAACGGAACGUUAGUCAAGGCGCGUGCUGGGUCAACAGUGGUCCUGACCAGUGCCGUUAGCGACCCGGAUAACGACAAGGUUGCCACAUCGUGGUGGCAGUUUUAUGAAGAGGGGACAUACCCGGGUAGAGUGACAGUGACCGAGGGUGACAAUGGCCGGGCGAUAGUAAAGGUUCCCGCUGAUGCGAAGUCGAGCCAGAAGAUCUCGAUUAUUUUACAAGGGACUGAUAAUGGUCAUUUCCCGUUGACCCGCUAUGGCCGGAUCUUUAUUGAGGUUGUAUAA
This is a messenger RNA of Penicillium longicatenatum, 1512 nucleotides long. RefSeq names its product DUF1593 domain-containing protein. Gene Ontology annotation, molecular function: hydrolase activity, hydrolyzing N-glycosyl compounds. The transcript has a single exon. The coding region runs from base 1 to 1512 and encodes 503 amino acids. Lineage: Eukaryota; Fungi; Ascomycota; Eurotiomycetes; Eurotiales; Aspergillaceae. The record is from RefSeq and is a predicted model, not a curated record.